AUGUCGUCGCUCAAUGAGCGUCGGCGAGACCAUGCUGAGAACGUAAGUGGCACAGCAACGAUAUGUAUGAGGUACGCCCACGCGAGGUCCGAGGAGUGGCUGCGCGAUCUCACGGCGCUACUCGAGCAGCAUCCGCACGCCCUCGUGGGUGAAAUUGGGCUCGACAAGGUGGCCCGCACUCCCGACACCAGAAGGGUGGAGUGGGACGAUCAGCUGGAGGUCUUCCAGGCCCAGAUGGAGCUGGCCGCGAGGAUGUCUCGGCCGGUCUCAGUGCACUGCGUUAAGGCCCACGGGAAGCUAGUGGACUACCUUCGAGGGUUGAUGGAGCGCAAGACCGGGCGUUCGCCAGCUGGGGGGCAGAAAGAGGAGUACAAUGGCAUGGGAGGGGAGGGAAAGCGGUGGCGACUUCCGCCGCGAAUCGCACUGCACUCCUUCACGGGAUCAGUGGAGGUCGCCAAGGACAUUACAAGGCUCGGCGCGCGGAGGGACUACGGUAGCGAGGUUUUCUUUGGGUUUUCGGCGGCGGUGAACAUGCGGGGUGACCGUGAGACGAAACGCUUGGUCGGUGAGUGUGAGCAUCGGCAAGCGUGUUGGUGA
This is a messenger RNA of Ectocarpus siliculosus, 597 nucleotides long. The record is from the annotation of a GenBank genome assembly. NCBI's taxonomy places the organism in Eukaryota, Phaeophyceae, Ectocarpales, Ectocarpaceae.